Sesamum indicum (sesame) is the source of this 2179-nucleotide messenger RNA. RefSeq names its product transducin family protein / WD-40 repeat family protein. NCBI's taxonomy places the organism in Eukaryota, Viridiplantae, Streptophyta, Magnoliopsida, Lamiales, Pedaliaceae. The record is from RefSeq and is a predicted model, not a curated record. Gene Ontology annotation, molecular function: protein binding.
AAUUUUUGGAAGUUGGACUAAAAAGUUCAACUUCCGAACAAAUUAUGUUAUAGGAUAGCACGCUUUUCUCUAGCUAGCUGACAUCACAUUCAUUCUCUGCUCUUUCCUAAUUUCACUCUCCCGCGAGUUUCGAUCAAACCCUAAAUUCUUAAAUCUCAUUUGCUUGAAGCGGACGACCAAUCACUUGGAGAGUACAGUUCUAUUGAUUAUGACGGAAACAUUCACCGGCUUUUUGUGACUAUGGUGGAUUGAAACUGAUCACAAUUGCUAAGAAGAUGGAAAUUUUAUAGUGAAUUUGGCUGGAGAAUUUUUGGAAGUUAUUGAGACAAUGGAGAAUAUGGAAACUAGGGUUGGCCCAAAGGGCCUGAUUAAGAAGCACGAGUUGGUACGAAUCAUCAUUCAAUGUUUAUAUUCACUAGGCUACAGUAAGUCUGCCGCCUGUUUGGAAUCAGAGUCUUGCAUUACAUGUAAAUCCCCAGAACUUGAAUCACUUGAAUCGCAAAUUCUAAAAGCAAAUUGGGAUGAUUGUAUCAAGAGUCUUGAUAAGAUUAACUGCUUGACUAAUGAGACAAGAGCUUCAGCAUUAUUCCUUGUUCUCAAGCAGUGCUUGUUGGAAUGUUUGGAUUCUGGCGACAUCUCUCUGGCAUUGGACAUACUACAAAAGCAGCUUUCAGCUUUGAAGAUUGGCAAAGAAAAGGUUCACAAGCUUUCCUAUGAAUUGCUUUCAUUGAAGGGUCUGGGCUUGGGUUUUAUUGAUUAUGAUGCAGUUCACGAGUUGCGGAAAAGAUUGCUUUCGGACUUGGAAAAAGUUUUACCACCACCAAUUACAUUGCCCGAGGGAAGGCUGGAACAUUUGGUUGAAAUGGCUGUAUGCGCGCAGGUUGAUAGCUGUAUAUACCACAGUUCGUCUGAUAUGAUAUCGCUGUAUAGGGACCACCACUGUGAUCGAGAUCACUUUCCAACAGAGACCAUUCAGAUAUUGACUAAUCAUCAGAAUGAAGUAUGGUUUGUUCAGUUCUCCAACAAUGGGGAAUAUUUGGCUUCGUCAUCAAGUGAUUGCACAGCUAUUAUAUGGAAGGUGCAGGAUGAUAAUAAAGUAACCAUACAAAAUGUGUUACUUAGCCACAAAAAUCCUGUCUCUUUUGUGGCAUGGAGUCCAGACGACACUAUGCUACUCACUUGUGGAAAUAUGGAAGUUCUUAAACUGUGGGAUGUUGAGACAGGCACAUGCAAGCACACAUUCAACAAUGAUGGUUUCAUUGUUAGUUCUUGUGCUUGGUUUCCUGAUUCUAAGCGUCUCGUCUGUGGCAGCUCCGAUCCUAAGAAGGGCAUUUAUAUGUGGGACUGUGAAGGUAAUGAGAUUAAGGCAUGGAAAGGGAUGCGCAUGCCUAAGGUUCUGGAUCUUGCUGUGACACCAGAUGGAGAAAAUCUCAUCAGUAUAUUUUCCGACAAAGAGAUAAGGAUACUGAACGUGACAACCAGCGCUGAGCGUGUCAUUUCUGAGGAGCAUUCUAUUACCUCUCUUUCAGUAUCAGGAGACAGUAAUUUCCUAAUUGUCAACCUCAACAGCCAAGAAAUUCACAUGUGGGACAUUGCCGGAAAAUGGUUGAAACCACUUAAAUACAAUGGCCACAGGCAACAGAAAUAUGUCAUACGAUCCUGCUUUGGCGGUUUGAACAGCAUGUUCAUUGCCAGUGGCAGUGAAGAUUCCAAGGUGUACAUAUGGAACCGUCGAAGUUCUAAUCCAAUUGAGAUCUUGUCUGGUCACUUGAUGACUGUAAAUUGUGUUAGCUGGAACCCGAGACGGCCCGAGAUGUUAGCUUCAGCAAGUGACGACAACACUAUACGUAUAUGGGGACCAAGUCAUUCUAAGUAGAUAAAAAUGGAGUAAAGCAUGUUUGAGGAGGAAACUUAUGUGCAUAUAUAUGCAGCUUUUCUUUUCUACUACAUUUUUCAUCUGUGAUUCCCUUGUACAUAUCAGGUUUACUUGUUUUGGCAUGUAUAUCCCAGUCAAAUUGUAGUUCGAUCCACGCCUUUUUUUCCUUGUUUCCUCUUUGUCCCACAAUCUUUUUGUUCGGUUUGUUCUCCAAAUUAGUUCUUCAAAUGAUUUUUUUUUUCUUUCUUGUUUUGCUACAGCUAUUUAAAUGAUUGCUAGAAAGGAAGGAUGAUGGUUAAUUUA